CGGGAGUGAGGGUAGCAACUUCCGUUUCUGUGUUCACUUAGCUAUCACAUUAGAUGAACCUUCAUUAAAUUAUUUAUUUUAUUGUUCUCGUUAUUUAACGAACAAUUUGAAUAUAUUAUAAAUACUAUUAAUAGGACACUGCAGUGAAACCGCUGGCGCGUGAGAUGAAAUGACAACGUCAACACUGCAGAAAGCGAUUGAGCUGGUCACUAAAGCCACAGAGGAGGACAAGGCCAAGAACUAUGAGGAGGCGCUGAGACUCUACCAGCAUGCUGUGGAGUAUUUCCUGCACGCCAUCAAAUAUGAAGCGCACAGUGACAAGGCGAAGGAAAGCAUCCGUGGGAAGUGUAUGCAGUAUCUGGACAGAGCCGAGAAACUCAAGGACUACUUGAAAAACAAGGACAAACAGGGCAAGAAACCAGUGAAGGAAACACAGAGCAAUGACAAAAGUGACAGUGACAGUGAAGGAGAAAAUCCUGAGACAAAGAAGCUCCAGGAGCAUCUGAUGGGUGCGAUUGUGAUGGAGAAGCCCAAUGUGAGUUGGAGUGAUGUGGCCGGACUGGAGGGGGCCAAAGAAGCGCUGAAAGAAGCUGUCAUUCUGCCCAUCAAAUUCCCACACCUGUUCACAGGAAAGCGCACUCCGUGGCGGGGCAUUCUUCUCUUUGGGCCCCCCGGCACAGGAAAGUCAUAUCUGGCCAAAGCUGUGGCUACCGAGGCCAAUAACUCCACCUUCUUCUCCGUGUCUUCCUCGGACCUCGUGUCUAAGUGGCUCGGCGAGAGUGAGAAACUGGUGAAGAAUCUGUUCGAUCUGGCUCGCCAGCACAAGCCAUCCAUCAUCUUCAUAGACGAGGUGGAUUCCCUCUGUGGAUCCAGAAAUGAGAAUGAGAGCGAAGCGGCUCGCAGGAUCAAGACAGAGUUCCUGGUGCAGAUGCAGGGUGUUGGUAAUAACAACGAUGGGGUAUUAGUUCUCGGUGCUACUAACAUUCCUUGGGUGCUUGACGCUGCUAUUCGCAGAAGGUUUGAGAAGCGCAUCUACAUCCCGCUCCCCGAGGAGCAGGCCAGAGCGGCCAUGUUUCGCUUGCAUCUGGGAAAUACGCCUCACAGUCUGACUGAGCCAGACCUGCGUCAGCUGGCCCACAAAACAGACGGAUACUCCGGAGCCGAUAUCAGCAUCAUAGUGCGAGAUGCUCUCAUGCAGCCGGUCAGGAAAGUGCAGUCCGCCACGCACUUCAAAAAGGUGCGCGGCCCGUCUCGCAGUAACAGCUCCAUGAUGGUGGAUGACCUCCUGACCCCGUGCUCCCCCGGUGACCCUGAUGCCAUAGAGAUGACCUGGAUGGAUGUUCCUGGUGACAAACUGCUGGAGCCCAUAGUGUGCAUGUCUGACAUGCUGCGCUCUCUGGCGACCACACGCCCCACCGUCAACACAGAAGACCUGCUGAAGGUGAAGAAGUUCACAGAGGAUUUUGGACAGGAGGGCUGAAGCACGAAACACCGCUCGAUCCAGUGUAGCUGUCCCAACUCAACCAGGACUAUCUAGUCUAAACUAACCCGCAGCCCGACCCAAUCUGACAUCUCUAACCGCCCAACACUACACAACAUCACACUCAGCAGACUGGAGGGAGCAUGAAGCUUGCUGUAAAUUUUGUUUACAUAAUCAAAUUUGUUGAAGUAUUCAUCUUAUGAAGAUUUUGUCUGUCUGCCCUUUAUUCCGAACGGCUUCCAACAUUUCUGCUCUCGCCGAUGAUUAUUUAUGUUAAUUUAUUCUCAGUGUUUGGAUUGUUUUGAGUGCAGACCAAUUUGAGCUUCAUCAGUAUCUUUUGUGUCCAGCUUAGUAUUGCAGCACUUUACUGUAUAAAUGUGGUCUGGGUGAAUCUCUCAAAGACGCGUCUGGGUCACGCUAAACCUCAGAAUUAAACAAAAAAAAAUAUAUAUAUAUAUAUUAUAUUUGGAAAGAAAAUUGAGCCUAUUUGGACAAUUAUACAUGUAGAUGAUUUUUAUCUCUAUAGUAAUUGAGAUUUGCUUCAUGAAAAGAGUUUCAGAAUGCAAAAAAAUAGGCUUUAUGUUCUUUAAUCAUAUUUUGUGUAUUUGGGUAAAGAAAAUCAAGUCUGUUUUACAACUUUUGAGAUUUUUUUGUGACAGUGACAGUUUUCAAUGUAUCUUCCUUUUGAGUCCGGGCUGAAAUAUGACCUGGCCGUGUAUUUGACAGACUCACCCAUCAACAUUUCACUUGUUUAAAAGUUCCUGAUCAAGCAGAUGUGUUGUAAUAAUGAAGUGUGUGACAGCUGUCAUUCAUUUUGAAGGAUAACAUUAACCUGAUCUGAUAAAAAAAAAAAUUACUUUUAAAAGAAUUUGUGCAUUGUUUGUGCAGCUGUAUUUACUUCAGCUUAAAAUAACCUCCCAGGUGAAGAACAAGUGCACUUCCAUAAUGUACUUCAAAAUAGCACAGUUGAGUACACUUAGAUGAUCUUAAGAAGUACUAAAGAAUCAUUUUAGUGUACCAAGUACAAAAUUAGUGCGUGAAAAUAGAGCACUUUAAGUACAUUAUGGAAGCAUGCUUUUUUUUCACCUGGGCUGCCUUCUGACAGUAGUUCUGUAACAUUAUAACAAAGGAUAAUUUUCUAUGAACAUGCUGUGUAUGUUUCCAGAAAAAAACUGACUAUCCAUUUGAGCAGAGGAAUGGGUAAUGCUGUGAAGAAAAUGUGCAAGAAUUAAACACAACGUACCUAUCCAGAUAUUACUCUUAUGUGCCUCACAAAAUCAGCUCAAUAUCUUACUGAUAUUGUUUCUUUGCUGAAUGAUUUUUGUAGUUGUCAUUAAUAGAAAGCAUCAUUUGAGAUUCAUAAAUCAAUGAGGGAUCUGAAGGCAAUCAUCAGCCGUUCCCUGCCGAGGAAAACUCAUUAACUAAGUUCUCUAAUUUACUAAUGACUACAUUUAAUCUGAGAAUAGAAUCGUCCAGACAGCAGCCGGCUUCAUCAGGUCUCGACUAUACUUUUCAAGCUCAUUCUAGACCACUGGUUCAAUAAGUAAUUUUCCCAUGAAGACCCUUUAUCCCAAGUCUUCACAACUAACGUCAGGAUCAUAACAUUUCUAUCAGAUCCUUUAACUGGAGGAGUUGAAAUUCUGAUUGCCUUCGCAGUUGGACAAAUAGGCAAAAAACAACUGC
Onychostoma macrolepis is the source of this 3163-nucleotide messenger RNA. RefSeq names its product vacuolar protein sorting 4 homolog A (gene vps4a). Gene Ontology annotation, biological process: endosomal transport; vacuole organization. Lineage: Eukaryota; Metazoa; Chordata; Actinopteri; Cypriniformes; Cyprinidae. Gene Ontology annotation, molecular function: ATP hydrolysis activity; ATP binding. The record is from RefSeq and is a predicted model, not a curated record. Bases 170 to 1480 code for a protein of 436 amino acids. The transcript has 11 exons.